ACUUUAGAAGAAAGGGUUAAAAGAGAGAAAAGAGCAAUGCCAUUGAUAUUGAUGGUAUGUAUGUCAAUAGUUGAAUCAAAAGGAAUCGACAGUGAAGGUAUUUAUCGUAAGAGCGGUGGAAACUCUCAGAUUGAAGCCAUUGAAAAAGCAUUUGAUAAGUUACCUGAUGAUCAAUUGACAUCACCAGAAUUGGAAGAUGCGCUACAUGGAGAUAUUAAUGCAGUUACCAGUGCGUUGAAAAGAUUUUUACGUCGUUUGCCUGAACCAAUAAUUACCUAUGGUAGUUAUGAGGGAUUUAUCAAUGUCGCACAGCAAAAGAAAUUAGACAAAAAAAUUGAAAGUUUAACGAAAAUUAUAGAUGGAUUACCAAAGUCACAUCAAUAUGCACUAUACUCUUUAACAAAACAUCUUAAUUUAAUUGCUCUGCAUUGUAAUAUUAACUUGAUGAAUUUCCAUAAUUUGGCAAUUGUUUUUGCUCCAACAUUAGCCAGAGAUUUGACUGGUGAAAGAGAUAUUCAAGAUAUGCAAGCCAAAAACGAUGUUACUGAAUGUUUAAUUAAAAAUCAUUCAACCAUAUUU
This is a messenger RNA of Ascoidea rubescens DSM 1968, 579 nucleotides long. Its product is annotated as Rho GTPase-activating protein. Gene Ontology annotation, cellular component: cytoplasm. Gene Ontology annotation, biological process: regulation of GTPase activity; signal transduction. NCBI's taxonomy places the organism in Eukaryota, Fungi, Ascomycota, Saccharomycetes, Ascoideales, Ascoideaceae. The transcript has a single exon. The annotation marks the transcript as partial. The record is from RefSeq and is a predicted model, not a curated record.